UAAGGCCCAAUAACUUUACUAAAAAGCCCAUCAGGCCCAUUUACUGUCUUUCUUUCUUUCUUUCUUUGUAGUGUUGGAAUUCUGUCUGUCUGCAUUCUCACACCGAAAACGAAAACAACAAUGGCUUCUUCUUCAACAUUUGUGAAAAAUUACGGUUACGAUUUGGUAUUAGGAUCAAUCGCUGCAUUCUAUAUAGUGAUGAUACCUUAUACUAAGGUUGAAGAAAGUUUCAAUGUUCAAGCAAUGCACGAUCUUCUUUAUCAUCGCUUUCACUUGCACAAUUAUGAUCAUCUCGAGUUCCCUGGCGUCGUUCCUCGCACUUUCAUUGGGGCUCUGCUUGUGUCACUUGUUGCGUCUCCAUUUGUGUUUAUUGCAAGUUUGCUGCAAUUGCCAAAGUUCUAUGCUCUUCUCAUAGUUCGAAUGACCCUAGGAUGCAUCAUACUGUAUACACUAAGAUUCUUUCGUCAACAGAUAAGGAAUAAAUUUGGGCAUCAAGUAGAAGCCUUCUUUGUGAUACUAAUUUCCAUUCAGUUUCAUUUUCUGUUCUAUUGUUCUCGUCCUCUUCCUAACAUUCUUGCUUUGGGUAUAGUGAAUAUGGCAUUUGGAUACUGGUUCCAGGGGCGUUUUUAUACAGCUCUAAACUCUUUGAUUUUUGCUACAACUGUGUUCAGAUGUGACAUGCUGUUACUUCUUGGUCCCCUUGGCCUACAACUUCUUCUGACAAAAAAAAUUUCAGUAUGGGGUGCUCUAAAAUACUGCACUGGGAUGGCCUUCUUCUGCGUAGGUAUAACCAUAUUGAUUGACUCAAUUAUGUGGAAAAGGUUAUUGUGGCCUGAAUUUGAAGUCUUUUGGUUUAACUCUGUAUUGAACAAGAGUUCUGAAUGGGGAACACAUGCUUUUCACUGGUACUUCACUUCCGCGCUCCCUCGUGCACUGCUUGCUGCAUAUCCCCUUUCCCUGUUUGGUUUCUUGGUUGACAGAAGGGUACGAUCAUUUGCUUUCCCUGCUCUUGCCUUCAUUUUGCUGUAUUCUAAGCUUCCCCAUAAGGAGCUUCGUUUUAUUCUAAGUUCAGUUCCAAUAUUCAACUUGUCAGCUUCGGUUGCAUGUAAUAGAAUUUACAAUAAUAGGAAAAAGAUGAUCUGGAACUUGCUUUUCCUCAUUAUGUUGGGGUUACUUCUAAUGAGUCUUGGAGUAACCAUCACAACUUUUACAGCAUCAUACUGGAACUAUCCUAGUGGUCAUGCCUUAAAAAAAUUACAUGGGAUUGCAGGUUUUCAUAGUGAUACAAAUGAGCAAUGGGUUCACAUUGAUACAUUUUCUGCCAUGAAUGGAAUAUCUCGAUUUUGUGAAAGUGAUUUCCCAUGGAGGUAUUCUAAAGAAGAAGAAAUUAGCUUGCAAGAAUUUGAGCAGAGAAAUUUUACGUUCCUGAUAAAUGAACAUCCUGUGAUCAAUGGAUUCAAGUGUCUAUUUACUGAACAUGGUUUCUCAAGAAUGCGCAUUAAAUUUGGCUUCCCACCAAUCUUACUGGUUAAAGAUCCCAAAGUAUAUGUCCAUGGAAAUUUAGAAAACAUGGUUGUUGUCAACCAACUUUGGCCUGGCUAUCCAUAAUCUUUGGUUUGGCUUGAUGAAGUGGGACAACAAAGUUCUGUGAAGUUGAAAUCACCACAAGGAUAACCUGUAUUGUUAUUGUAUUCUGUACUGUAGGGAGUAUCUUGUUUGUCUUUAAUCUACUUAAACAUGCACUUGUUCCUGGCUCACCAAAUCUAACAAAGAGCACUAACAAGGAACCAAAAAACUUUAGAACGUAUCAUCAAUUAUAUUUUUAACAAAUAUUUUUUUUUAUAAA
Messenger RNA from Medicago truncatula (barrel medic), 1846 nucleotides. RefSeq names its product dol-P-Man:Man(7)GlcNAc(2)-PP-Dol alpha-1,6-mannosyltransferase. The record is from RefSeq and is a predicted model, not a curated record. Bases 121 to 1608 code for a protein of 495 amino acids. The transcript has 18 exons. Gene Ontology annotation, cellular component: endoplasmic reticulum membrane. Gene Ontology annotation, biological process: protein N-linked glycosylation. Lineage: Eukaryota; Viridiplantae; Streptophyta; Magnoliopsida; Fabales; Fabaceae. Gene Ontology annotation, molecular function: alpha-1,6-mannosyltransferase activity.